Messenger RNA from Ochotona princeps (American pika), 1800 nucleotides. It is a transcript of the gene ENTPD8, whose product is annotated as ectonucleoside triphosphate diphosphohydrolase 8. NCBI's taxonomy places the organism in Eukaryota, Metazoa, Chordata, Mammalia, Lagomorpha, Ochotonidae. Gene Ontology annotation, cellular component: plasma membrane. The record is from RefSeq and is a predicted model, not a curated record. The coding region runs from base 169 to 1725 and encodes 518 amino acids. Gene Ontology annotation, biological process: nucleoside diphosphate catabolic process. The transcript has 9 exons. Gene Ontology annotation, molecular function: GDP phosphatase activity; UDP phosphatase activity.
CUGGGCCGGUGACCUGGGCAGCGUCCGGCUGGCCUCUGGCUGCUGACCCAGGUCCAGGUGGGCGGAGGCUGGGCUGGACGUGGCAGGUGCCCAGUGGAGUUUCAGUGUGAGCUUCCUCAGCGGCUGGUGAGCAGGCACCCCAGAAGCUCACGCUGCCCUGCCGCCCCCAUGGGGCCCAGGGAGCAGACCUUCACGGCUCUGCUGGCGGUCGCGGCAGUGGCGGGCCUCACCACCCUCAUCCUCCUCCUGGUGGAUGCCACGAGUGUCCUCCUGCCCACAACCACCAAGUUCGGGGCCGUGCUGGACGCAGGCUCCUCGCACACCUCGCUCUUCCUGUACCAGUGGCCGGCAGACAAGGAGAACAACACAGGCGUGGUCAGCCAGGCGCUGGCCUGCCGGGCACAAGGCCCUGGAAUCUCCUCGUACGCGGCCAACCCCAUGGGAGCUGCCGAGAGCCUGCGGGACUGCCUGGAGGAGGCGGUGGCGCACAUCCCGCAGGCCCAGCACGGGGAGACGCCGCUGUUCCUGGGGGCCACAGCGGGUAUGCGACUGCUCAGCCAGAAGAACAGCUCCCAGGCCGCGGAGGUCUUCGACGCCGUGUCCCGAGUCCUGGCACAUUCCCCUCUGGAUUUCCGGGGUGCUGAGCUCCUAAGCGGGCGGGAUGAAGGUGCCUUCGGGUGGAUCACGGCCAAUUACCUGCUGGGCAGGCUGGUUAAGUACUCCCCGGUUGGGAAGUGGAUCCGGCCCGUGGAGGAGGCCCUGGUGGGCGCCCUGGACCUGGGCGGGGCGUCCACCCAGAUCAGCUUCGUGCCCGAGGGCCCAGUCCUGGACGCGCGCAGCCAGGCCACCUUCCGCCUGUACGGCACCACGCACAGCCUCUACGCGCACAGCCAUCUGUGCUUCGGGCGUGACCAGGCGCUGCUCAGGCUGCUGGUGGGCCUGCUGCAGGUCAGGCUCUCCCCGGGGUGCGGGGCGGGGCAGCGCACCCCGCUGGCCCUUGCUCCAGGUCCCGCCUCCCCACAGGGAAACCUGACGGGUCCUGUCCGUCACCCAUGCUACCACAGCGGCUACCGGGCCACGCUGGCCCCGGGCGUCCUGUACGAGUCCCCGUGUGUGCGCGACCCGGCGAUCCCGGGUCUCCCGCAGAACCUGACGGUGGAGGGGACGGGCAACCCCGCGGCCUGCGUCGCGGCCAUCCGGACGCUCUUCAACUUCUCCAGCUGCGUGGGCCGGGCCGAUUGCGCCUUCGACGGGGUCUACCAGCCUCCCGUGCGCGGCCCCUUCUACGCCUUCUCCAGCUUUUACCACACCUUCCACUUCCUCAACCUGACCGCUGGGCAGACUUUGGACAUGGCCAACGCCACCGUCUGGGCUUUCUGCCAGAGAUCCUGGAAGCUGGUGGAGGACAGCUACCCCGGGCAGGGGUACUGGCUGCGAGACUACUGUGCCUCCGGGCUGUACGUGCUGACGCUGUUGCUGGACGGCUUCGGCUUCAGCCAGGAGACCUGGGCCAGCAUCCAGUUCCGGGCACAGGCUGAUGGCACCGACCUGGGCUGGACGCUGGGCUACAUGCUCAACCUGACCGGCCUCCUCCCCGCCGACGCCCCGGCCCAGUGGCGGGCCCAACACCCGGGCGUCUGGGUGGCCGGCGUAGUCUUCACGGUGCUGACCCUCGUGGCCAUCCUGGGGGCUUUCGCAGUCCAGCUCUUCUGGCCCCAGGACUAGCAGGGGUUGCCCACGCCCUGCCCCCUCCAGGCCCAUGGAAUAGACUGCGCUGCCCCAGACCGAGUUUUUAUUCAC